This is a messenger RNA of Pochonia chlamydosporia 170, 1707 nucleotides long. Its product is annotated as repressible alkaline phosphatase precursor. The record is from RefSeq and is a predicted model, not a curated record. The transcript is spliced from 2 exons. NCBI's taxonomy places the organism in Eukaryota, Fungi, Ascomycota, Sordariomycetes, Hypocreales, Clavicipitaceae. Gene Ontology annotation, molecular function: alkaline phosphatase activity. Gene Ontology annotation, cellular component: fungal-type vacuole membrane. Bases 1 to 1707 code for a protein of 568 amino acids. Gene Ontology annotation, biological process: dephosphorylation.
AUGGCAUCUGAGCAGAGCCCGCUUCUCGGCAACGAGAAUCAAACAACAGACCAAGAUGGCUAUGAUGGCAAUCGUGUCGACCCAAAAGCUUCUAGAUGGCCAAGAAUUCGUGAAAUCGGCCUCUUCAUUUGGGCUGUCGUCGCCACCGCAGCCGUAAUAGUCGUGGCCGUGUGGACACAACAUAACCAGCAGACAUCCAAGCAUGGCUCUCGGCCAGCUAAACGCAACCUCGUCUUCAUGGUCUCGGAUGGCAUGGGGCCUGCCUCUCUAUCACUAACUCGAAGCUAUCGUCAGCAUGUUGAGGGCCUGCCUGAGCAUGACACUCUGACAUUGGACAAGCAUUUCUGGGGCACUAGUCGAACCAGAUCAAGCAGCUCCUUGGUCACUGACAGUGCUGCUGGCGCUACCGCCUUUUCUUGUGGUAAAAAAACUUACAAUGGUGCCAUUUCAAUGCUUCCUGAUUUUCAGCCUUGUGGCUCCGUUCUAGAAGCCGCCAAGAAAGCAGGAUACACCACAGGAAUGGUUGUCACCACGGACAUUACGGACGCAACUCCAGCUUGCUUUGCCAGUCAUGUCAUGAUAAGGCAAAUGCAGGACGCCAUUGCCUUGCAGGAAAUUGGCCAUGGACCUUUGGGCCGUUCUGUCGACCUCAUGCUUGGCGGCGGGCGUUGUCAUUUCAUGCCAAACACCACCUCCGGUAGCUGCCGCCUGGAUAAUAUUGACGUGAUUGCGAUGGCAGAGGAGAAAUAUGGGUGGUCUUACAUCGACAAUCGUAAGAGCUUUGAUGCCCUACACGAAGGUCAAAGUGCCGCUUUGCCGUUAUUGGGGCUGUUCGCCUCGUCAGACGUGCCUUUCGAAAUGGACCGGAAGAACAUGCAUGACGUCUAUCCAAGUCUCAGUGAGAUGGCGACGACCGCCCUACGAGCCCUCGAGAAAGCCACUUCAAAAAGCGAGAAGGGCUUUUUUCUCAUGAUUGAGGGCAGCCGAAUUGACCAUGCCGGGCACAUCAAUGACCCUGCCGCCCAGGUACGAGAGGUCCUUGAAUACGAUAGAACAUUCAAAGCAGUCUUGGAUUUCAUCGAUGAUAGCGACACCGAAACCGUUCUCGUAGCCACCAGUGAUCACGAAACUGGAGGGCUCGCGACCGCGCUUCAGGAACCUGGCCACCUACCCGUUUAUCGAUGGUACCCGCAGGUCCUGGCAAACGCUACUGCAUCAUGUGAAAACUUGGCUGCCUCAUUACAGAAUUACAUUUCCUCCCUCUCCGCAUCUACUUCAAAGGAACAGCUCAAAACAUGGAUAAAUGACAACCUUAUUAUCCCCGGGUUAGGUGUUGUUGAUGCCACUGACGAGGAGAUCUCACUGCUAGCAGACAAACCCGACGUCUCCGUCAAUACAUUUGCGGCCAUUAUUUCACUUCGCGCACACAUUGGUUGGAGCACCCAUGGCCAUACUGCCGUCGAUGUCAAUAUCUACAGCUCUGGUGGUCGAGAUACUGACCAAAUUCGCGGAAAUGUUGAGAAUACUGACAUCGGCAAGUUUCUGAGUCACUACUUAGACGUUGAUGUCGACGAAAUCACCGAGAAACUUAGAGAGUCCAUUGGCGGCGACGACAAAGACACUAACAAGGGACUCUACGCCACACUGGGCCAAAAGGGGGCCGGGAAUCAGGCAUCUGAUAAAUACCAUGCCCUCGAAAGAUCAUGA